Molecule: messenger RNA, 577 nt
Organism: Sinocyclocheilus rhinocerous
Lineage: Eukaryota; Metazoa; Chordata; Actinopteri; Cypriniformes; Cyprinidae
Product: phospholipid-transporting ATPase IC-like
Exons: 2
Biological process (GO): Golgi organization; phospholipid translocation
Cellular component (GO): plasma membrane; trans-Golgi network
Molecular function (GO): ATP binding; ATP hydrolysis activity; ATPase-coupled intramembrane lipid carrier activity
Source: RefSeq, a predicted model, not a curated record
AGAAAGCAAAAACUAAAGAUCUCCAUCUAUUAAUUGAAACUGCUUUCUGGUUUCUGUGCAGAAUGAGAUUCUGUACGAGAAGAAGAAGAAGCGUCGUCGCUUGCGUCUGAAGAAGCUCAGGAAGCGGCACACAAACUCCUCCAACCCUCCAGACAGCAGCCAGCCCGUGGAUGACUGGGAGAAGGAGAAGAGACAGGAGGACUUCGUGGACAUGGCGUGUGAAUGCAGUGCGGUGAUCUGCUGCCGCGUCACGCCCAAACAGAAGGCCAACGUGGUCAGUCUGGUCAAACGCUGCAAGAAAGCCGUGACCCUGUCCAUCGGCGACGGAGCCAACGACGUCAACAUGAUCAAGACUGCGGACAUCGGUGUGGGCAUCAGCGGUCAGGAGGGGAUGCAGGCUGUGAUGUCCAGCGAUUACGCCUUCGCUCAGUUCCGUUACCUUGAGCGCCUCCUGCUGGUCCACGGACGCUGGUCCUACAUCCGCAUGUGCAAAUUCCUGCGCUACUUCUUCUACAAGAACUUCGCCUUCACCCUGGUGCACUUCUGGUUCUCCUUCUUCAACGGAUUUUCCUCACAG